AUGCCUGUUCAGAUUCUUCGAAAGCCAUCACAAACUAGUAUCGCCAAUUCUCAAGCAGUCAGUGGACCUGAAAGCUUUUUACGACCAUCUAAAGAACACGUUUUGUACUGGCUUUCCACCUGGCCGCGACGCUCUGCGAUCCUCGUCCUUCUUCCUUGCGCAGUCGUGUGGGUUUGGUGCAUGCUACCCUUUCCAGUCCUCGAUCCGUACGAUAUUGAUGAGAAAUCUCCCAGAUGGAAAUGGCCUUCGGACGCGCUGGUCCAUCCGAGUACGCCAUUUGAUCAACGUCUCAACUUCAAACCGCCGUUGCCCCCGGACUACAACUUCUACUUUUUUGUGCUUUUCUAUUUUGGCUUCUACUUAUUCAUCGGCUUGAUGUUUAUCACCAAGCUUUUCGACCUAUAUCGCCUGAACUGGUGGCCAAAAAAGCUGGGAGCUACGUUCACCUACAUUCUUACGUGGGCUGGUAUCAUUGGGCUAGGAGUCGGUCUUCAUCAAUUCAACUUCAUCAAUGGUUACCAAGCUGGGAAGGGAAAAGAGUGGAAUUAUGAUUGGGAGCGUAAGACGGGCUGGGUGGUAUUAGAGUUCUUCGGGAUGAUGAUGCCAAUCUUUGCUUGCUUUUUGAAGUUGAAGGGUGAUCGGCGUGGGUUUUAUCGUCGAAGCAUGACAGAAACCCAGAAAACAUUUUUGGAACACGUCUUGGGUCGACGGAUACCUUACUCCUACAUCCGUUUUCUCUGGUUCCUUUCCUGCUUGGUCAUCGCCAUUGUCUCACUAAUCAUCGGCCAGGGCUUUGCAUCGAUCUAUCUCUCAACCUUACCUCAUAGCUCGUUGGACGGUCUUUAUUAUGUCUGGAGCUGGACAAUCACUCUCCAGAUUUUGAAUGGAAUUAGUUGUUGGAUCUUGGAGUUCAAAAUCCGUAGUAAGGCGCUAUUAUUCGUCUUCAAAUACUACUUCAUCCUUUAUGGAAAGUCGUAUGCUGAUCAUUUGGAGACCGUGGCUCAUGCUUUGUACAUCCGCAACUUGGCCGAGAAUGUGACAAUGCUAUCCUUUUUGGGGUGGUUGACUAUCCUUCAUUUUGGUCCCAACUCGAACGUCUACCCUUUUUUCAGGUUUGACAACCCAGACGAGAACGACCCCUAUACAUAUCGCCUCACUAUCACGGCCAGCCUGUGUAUUUGGACCAUUGAACUUGUUUCGAGUUUCUUGGCUCGUGGUUUAUGUUGGCUGAUCCACAAAGUCCACGUUACUGAUUUUUCUCAAAAGGUCGGCCUGAGCGAGUUCAGGAACUAUCCCGAAUUGGUACCUGCAUGUAUCAUCACCUCUAUUCAUGUGUUGUGUGACAUGUUGUUGCGUGCGUGA
Molecule: messenger RNA, 1362 nt
Organism: Melampsora larici-populina 98AG31
Lineage: Eukaryota; Fungi; Basidiomycota; Pucciniomycetes; Pucciniales; Melampsoraceae
Exons: 7
Coding region: 1-1362 (453 amino acids)
Source: RefSeq, a predicted model, not a curated record